ACAUCAUAGGACUUGUAUGGGUAGUCCAGCCCACAUAUCUCUUAAAUGACACGCACUUCAGCAUCACUGCCAGAGUCAUUUUUGACUUUUAGGAGAGCAACAUGGCGCAGAUUUGUACCCCAGACUGCCAGAUGUCUCCAAUUGUGCACUUAUAUCUGGAAAUGGUUCAAGUGGAUCAUCUGGACAAUGAAGCGAAUCUGUCAGGAGCACUACAAUGCAAGACCUGUUUGAAAAAUGAAUGUGCUGUCGAUGGAAAUGGAGGGUCUUUUAAGAAAGCUUCAGAAUGCCAAGUGAUCAUCCAGAGUUUAGGUGACCGUACAAUCAUUCGCCCUGAAACCGUCGCACCAACAAGAAAAGCGGCUUGCAUGAGUCAUUCCACCUCAGACAAAACCACCGUCUACUACUACAAGUCGAAUGUGUUGGGGAAUCUGGGAAAAGGCGCUCCUGUAAUAUUGAAGAUCAGUGACUCAGAUCAGUUUCUAAAAUGCCAAUCUAUAAAUGGCAGAGCAGUUCUGGAUGUUGAGUGCUGUGACGAGGGGAAGCUGAAAUAUUUCUCUGAGAAUGAUCCGAUCACAUGGCCAUUUGUUUUCUACCUCUCAGUGAUGAAGGACAACUGCCGUAGAUUCGAAUCAGCCGAGUGCCCCGGUUGGUUCAUCCGCACAGAACCUAAACAUGUGUACAUGGAUGAACAAAAAGAUAAAGAUUCUGGGAAAUAUUCAUUUUACUUUUUUUCAUCCCCAAAGUCAGAGUCAGAGUCAAAGUCAAAGUGAAGUGUCAUCCUAAAAGCAUCCUUCUAAUGCUGCUUAACUAAGCUAUAUGAAACAAAAGACAGAGAGAGAAACAGACUAACGUGCUUUUUGACAUUUAGAUAGACAGUUAUAAGUGCAAGUAUAGUUCCCAUUUUGCAAGGGAUAUAUACAAAUGGAUGUAAUUAUAUUCAAUUCAAUUUCAAUUCAAUUUUAUUUGUAUAGCGCUUUUAACAAUUGGCAUUGUCCCAAAGCAGCUUUACACAAUCAAAAGAAUUAUUUAAGUUUGUAUGGAAUUUGAAUGUGUAUGAAUCAAAAUGGUCAGAUAGUCCUUGAUGAGCAAGCCAAGGGCGACAGUGGCAUUAUAUACAGCGGAACCUUGAAUUGUGAGUAUAAUUCAUUCCAGUAGUAUGCUUGUAUAUCAAAACACUUGUAUAUACAAUAUACAACAUAUAUUAAGACAAAUUUCCCCCAUAAGAAAUAAUGGAAACUCAGAUGAUUCGUUCCACUACCGCAAAAAUAUUUAUAUAAAAAUAGUUAAUAAAAAAUAUUAAAUUAAAUAAAACAAACUAACCUGCACUUUACCUUUAAAAAGAGUGGGAGGGGUCAAAUGGGCUGCUGUGUGGAUGACUUUGACACACGCACACACACACGCACACACCAAUAGUAUCUCACUCAACCAAGCGUGCGCGCACACACAUGGACACACACACGCACACACACACACACACACACACACACACACACACUAGCUUGCAGACAAGGGGACAGCUGCUGUUUAGGACGACUUUCACACACACACACACACACACACACACAUACACACUCAGUUUACCAAAUAGAGACUCACCCUCAAGAUACAGACCAGUUUACUCAACUGGUAAACUGGUCUGUAUCUGUAAAAGUCGUCCUACACACAUAAACACAAAAUAAAAGAUGCUUUAAAAUUUAUGUUUAU
Clarias gariepinus (North African catfish) is the source of this 1704-nucleotide messenger RNA. RefSeq lists its product as uncharacterized. The record is from RefSeq and is a predicted model, not a curated record. Gene Ontology annotation, biological process: immune response; inflammatory response; cytokine-mediated signaling pathway. The transcript has 5 exons. Lineage: Eukaryota; Metazoa; Chordata; Actinopteri; Siluriformes; Clariidae. Gene Ontology annotation, molecular function: cytokine activity. The coding region runs from base 102 to 770 and encodes 222 amino acids.